Molecule: messenger RNA, 1104 nt
Organism: Meloidogyne enterolobii
Lineage: Eukaryota; Metazoa; Nematoda; Chromadorea; Rhabditida; Meloidogynidae
Source: the annotation of a GenBank genome assembly
UCAACAUUAACAACUACAAAUUAUUACAAAUAUUUAAUAAUGAUGAGAAAUGUUAAAAAUAAACAACAAAAUAAAUAUUUUUAUUAUUGGAACAGGUGGAGGAGAGGAAGCAAAACAUCGUCAUUUUCUCAACUUUACAAAUAUUUUCUUUUAUUUAAUUUUAUUGUUUGGAUAAAUGCAUCAAAAUGCACAUUUAAAGAAGGCAACAGUGACACUUUUUAUUUAACAAAAGACAAUUUUCCUUCUUCUAAUUUGUCUACAAAUAUUUUUAAAAUACCUCAAUGUGCCUGUGAAGACGAUUGGACUCAUGCUUUUUGUAGUAGAUCAGAAAAAUAUUUAAAAAUGACAAAGGAAAAGGCGCCAACAAUUUGUGUUUGCAGAAAAAUGAUUGGAAUACUGAAGUGUGUUCAAUUUUUGUCGAGGUGUUUUAGACAAAGUGUUGCUGCUAGUACUGGACAAAUUAAUAUUAAACAACAACAUCGUCCACUGGUGAUAAAUGAAAAAUGCAGUUGUUGUUUUAAUCAACCAGACGCUUUUUGUAACCAAUUAGAAUGUCAUCAAAUGAGCCCAAUAUUUGAACAAACAUCUAAUACUUCUUGUAAAUGUUUUUCUCCAAAAAUUACAGAAGAAAAAAUAUCAAAAAAAUAUUUAAAUUUAAUUGAAACAUUGUGUGGAGAAUGGAAAGGAAAAAUUAUUGACUAUGAUGAUGAAGAGGAAUUAAAGCUUUAUUCAUCUUCUAAUAACAUCAAUAUUCCUUCUACCAGUCACUCAACAACAAACAAAAAUUUAAAUAAUUUAUUUAAUUCAACAGCUCCAUUUGCCAGAUUUUUGUCGUUUCUUUUAAUUGUAUUAAUUGGUUCUUUAAUUUUGGCUAUAUUAGCAUGUUUUUGGAGUCAUUGGAGAAGACAAUAUUUAAGAAAAAAGUGUGAAAUAAAAUUAGAAAAUGAACAAAAACAAAUUAAAAGAAGUCAACAACUUUUGUGUGAACAACAAGAAGAAGAAGGAGGAAGAGAAGAAGAAAAUUUAAAUUUGAAUGAAAUUAAAAAUAAUAAAGAGAUGGAAAAUGAAAGAAGAAGAAUAAUUGUACAAGAAAUUGCUGUUUAA